Penaeus vannamei (Pacific white shrimp) is the source of this 733-nucleotide messenger RNA. The record is from RefSeq and is a predicted model, not a curated record. Lineage: Eukaryota; Metazoa; Arthropoda; Malacostraca; Decapoda; Penaeidae.
GCUACCACGAUCAUGUCCACCAUGAAGACACUGGUUAUAUCACUGUUGUGUGUCCUCGUGACGGCUGAACAGAAACGUGAAGCUGAACCUGGCUUUGGCAUCGGCCAUCCUUUUAUUCGUCCGUAUGGCAUUGGCUAUGGCUACAGCUCAGCCAUUACACACCAUCCAUUCGGCAGCCAUUCCUCCGUCCAGUCCUACAAUCACUUAGUCAAGAAACGUGAAGCUGAACCUGGCUUUGGAAUUGGCUACCCUCUCAUUCGUCCGUAUGGCAUUGGCUAUGGCUACAGCUCAGCCAUUACACACCAUCCAUUCGGCAGCCAUUCCUCCGUCCAGUCCUACAAUCACUUGGUCAAGAAACGUGAAGCUGAACCUGGCUUUGGCAUCGGCCAUCCUUUUAUUCGUCCUUAUGGUAUUGGCUAUGGCUACAGCUCAGCCAUUACACACCAUCCAUUCGGCAGCCAUUCCUCCGUCCAGUCCUACAAUCACCUCAUCAAGAAACGUGAUGCUGAAGCUGAUCCUAGCUUCCCUGGCUUACUAGGUUACGCUUCUCUUCAGUAUCCAGGAUACGGUCUUGGGUACAAGUAUAGCCAUGCUUCCCUUCCUCUCCAUUAUGGUAUUUACUGAAGCUGCAUUCCCAACCUACGGAACUGACACCUCAUUCGAACCCUUAUUACAGUUCUGUUUUAUUGCUUAUAUUAACAAAAUCGCAAAUUCUGCAAUAAAAUUACAUGCA